AUGGGGCAGAUAGCACAACCGUUAGCUUCAAACUCUCAAACCCCGGGCACCUUACCUAGUGGUACGGUGACAAAUCCGCGGGAACAUAACACUGUGAACGCUGUCAUAACCCGAAGUGGAAAGUCAACAGAGGAAAAUAAUAUAGAAAAAGAUGGAUUAAUAGAGGUGGAUUUAGAAAUAAAGGAAACAAAAGUCCAAGAUGAAGAAACAAUACCACCUCCUGUCGAGGAGAAAGAGAAGGUUCCUAAACCCGUAAUCAAACUCCCUUACCCUCCACAACAGAAGAAGAAAAAUCAACAUGAGAAGAAUUUCGAGAAGUUUCUGGAGAUGUUCAAAAAACUCGAAAUCAAUAUCCCUUUUUCUGAAGCAUUGGAACAAAUGCCAAUAUAUGCCAAGUUCAUGAAAGACAUAAUUUCCAAGAAGCAAUCCACUGAUACGGAACCGAUCAUCCUGACUGAAACAUGCAGUGCCAUUCUCCAAGAUACUCGAAUGACCCUUCAAUUUGUGGAUCGUUCUGUUCGGCGACCCUAUGGUAUUAUGGAAGAUGUUCUGGUCUAUGAUGAAGAGUUAAAGAUAGAUGUGAGAAAUACCAUGCAAUACAAAGAUGAUAUCGGCACAAGCAACACUAUAGAGAUAAUCGACCAAGUAAUUGCUCAGGAAAAUGACCAGCAUAGACCCCGAUCACCACUAAACCGGGUCUUAAGCUUGUCCACUUUUGAAAGUAAUAAAGAUGAAGAAGAAUCUGAGGUGCUUGCUCUGAUGGAAAAACAACCUGAAUGGAUUAGAUCUAGACCACACUGGUGGGAAAAUCUAAGACCACCACCAUCCGAUGUCACUGAAGAACCCAAAAAAGGGGUGAAUCUGAAGCAGUUGCCAACAAAUCUGAAGUAUGUAUUUCUAGACACUGACGAAAAAUGCCCAGCCAUCAUUAAUGCUAGUCUACAGAGUGUCCAAGAGGCAUAA
Molecule: messenger RNA, 963 nt
Organism: Lathyrus oleraceus (garden pea)
Lineage: Eukaryota; Viridiplantae; Streptophyta; Magnoliopsida; Fabales; Fabaceae
Exons: 3
Coding region: 1-963 (320 amino acids)
Source: RefSeq, a predicted model, not a curated record